Zea mays is the source of this 3154-nucleotide messenger RNA. RefSeq lists its product as uncharacterized. Gene Ontology annotation, biological process: protein phosphorylation. The transcript has 2 exons. Gene Ontology annotation, molecular function: ATP binding; protein kinase activity; receptor serine/threonine kinase binding. The record is from RefSeq and is marked provisional. Bases 35 to 2986 code for a protein of 983 amino acids. Lineage: Eukaryota; Viridiplantae; Streptophyta; Magnoliopsida; Poales; Poaceae.
CGGCGCGCUCGGCGAGCUCCAGUACCUCAACCUCAUGAAUAAUCGCCUCACCGGCCGCGUCCCGCGCACGCUCGCCGCGCUCUCGCGCGUGCACACGAUCGACCUGUCCGGCAACAUGCUCUCUGGUGCGCUGCCCGCCGAGCUCGGCCGCCUGCCGCAGCUUACUUUCUUGGUGCUAUCCGACAACCAACUCACCGGCAGCGUCCCCGGCGACCUGUGCGGCGGCGAUGAAGCGGAGUCCAGUAGCAUCGAGCACCUUAUGCUCUCGAUGAACAACUUCACCGGGGAGAUACCGGAGGGGCUCUCGCGGUGCCGAGCGCUGACACAGCUCGGCCUGGCGAACAACAGCCUCUCCGGCGUUAUCCCCGCCGCGCUCGGCGAGCUCGGCAACCUGACGGAUCUGGUCCUUAACAACAACAGCCUCUCCGGCGAGCUGCCGCCAGAGCUCUUCAACCUCACUGAGCUCCAGACACUGGCAUUGUAUCACAACAAGCUCUCCGGUCGCCUGCCGGACGCCAUCGGCCGUCUUGUGAACCUGGAGGAGCUGUACCUGUACGAGAACCAGUUCACCGGCGAGAUACCGGAGUCCAUCGGGGACUGCGCGAGCUUGCAGAUGAUCGAUUUCUUCGGGAACCGGUUCAACGGGAGCAUACCGGCGUCCAUGGGGAACCUGUCGCAACUGAUCUUCCUCGACUUCAGGCAGAACGAGCUGUCCGGCGUGAUCGCGCCGGAGCUCGGUGAGUGCCAGCAACUCAAAAUCCUUGAUUUGGCCGACAAUGCUCUGUCCGGGUCGAUUCCCGAGACGUUUGGGAAGCUCCGUUCGCUGGAGCAGUUCAUGCUGUACAACAACUCGCUCUCCGGCGCCAUCCCGGACGGCAUGUUCGAGUGCCGGAACAUCACGAGGGUCAACAUCGCGCACAACCGGCUCAGCGGCAGCCUCCUGCCGCUCUGCGGCACGGCGAGGCUGUUGUCGUUCGACGCCACCAACAACUCCUUCGACGGCGCGAUCCCAGCGCAGUUCGGCCGGUCGUCGGGGCUCCAGCGCGUGCGCCUGGGGAGCAACAUGCUCUCCGGACCGAUCCCGCCGUCGCUCGGCGGCAUCACCGCGCUGACGCUGCUGGACGUGUCAAGCAACGCGCUCACUGGCGGCUUCCCAGCGACGCUCGCGCAGUGCACGAAUCUCAGCCUCGUCGUCCUCAGCCACAACCGCCUGUCAGGGGCGAUUCCGGACUGGCUGGGCUCGCUGCCGCAGCUCGGCGAGCUGACACUCUCCAACAACGAGUUCACCGGAGCAAUCCCGGUGCAGCUCAGCAACUGCUCCAAUCUCCUGAAGCUGUCGCUCGACAACAACCAGAUCAAUGGAACAGUGCCGCCUGAACUCGGCAGCUUGGCGUCCCUCAACGUGCUCAAUCUCGCACACAACCAGCUCUCAGGUCAGAUUCCAACGACGGUUGCAAAACUGAGCAGUCUCUAUGAGCUGAAUCUGUCACAGAAUUAUCUGUCCGGUCCAAUCCCUCCGGAUAUCAGCAAGCUGCAAGAGCUGCAGAGCCUGUUGGACUUGAGCAGCAACAAUUUCAGUGGCCACAUCCCUGCAUCACUCGGCUCACUCUCCAAGCUGGAAGACCUGAACCUGUCCCACAACGCUCUGGUCGGCGCGGUGCCGUCGCAGCUCGCUGGAAUGAGUAGCUUGGUGCAGCUGGACCUGUCCAGCAACCAGCUUGAAGGGAGGCUGGGCAUUGAGUUCGGCCGGUGGCCCCAGGCCGCGUUCGCCAACAAUGCAGGGCUCUGCGGUAGCCCUCUGAGAGGUUGCAGCAGCAGGAACAGCCGGUCGGCGUUCCACGCGGCGUCCGUCGCGUUGGUGACUGCGGUGGUCACGCUGUUGAUCGUGCUCGUGAUCAUCGUGCUUGCGCUGAUGGCGGUGCGCCGCCAGGCCCCGGGGUCAGAGGAGAUGAACUGCUCGGCGUUCUCGUCGUCGAGCUCGGGCAGCGCAAACCGGCAGCUCGUCAUCAAGGGCUCGGCGCGGCGGGAGUUCCGGUGGGAGGCGAUCAUGGAGGCCACGGCGAACCUGAGCGACCAGUUCGCCAUCGGAUCCGGCGGGUCGGGCACGGUGUACAGGGCGGAGCUGUCCACUGGCGAGACGGUGGCCGUGAAGAGGAUCGCGGACAUGGACAGCGGCAUGCUGCUGCACGACAAGAGCUUCACGCGGGAGGUCAAGACCCUGGGCCGCGUCCGGCACCGGCACCUGGUCAAGCUGCUCGGCUUCGUCACGUCCCGCGAGUGCGGCGGCGGCGGCGGCAUGCUCGUGUACGAGUACAUGGAGAACGGCAGCCUCUACGACUGGCUGCACGGCGGCAGCGAUGGCCGGAAGAAGCAGACGCUCAGCUGGGACGCGCGGCUCAAGGUCGCCGCCGGGCUCGCGCAGGGCGUGGAGUACCUCCACCACGACUGUGUGCCGCGGAUCGUGCACCGGGACAUCAAGUCCAGCAACGUGCUCCUCGACGGCGACAUGGAGGCGCACCUCGGCGACUUCGGCCUCGCCAAGGCCGUUCGGGAGAACCGGCAGGCCGCCUUCGGCAAAGACUGCACCGAGUCAGGUUCCUGCUUCGCCGGAUCAUACGGGUACAUCGCUCCAGAGUGUGCUUACUCCCUGAAGGCGACGGAGAGGAGCGACGUGUACAGCAUGGGCAUCGUGCUGAUGGAGCUCGUCACCGGGCUCUUACCGACCGACAAGACCUUUGGCGGAGACAUGGACAUGGUGAGGUGGGUGCAGUCAAGGAUGGACGCGCCAUUGCCGGCCCGGGAGCAGGUGUUCGAUCCUGCUCUGAAGCCGCUGGCGCCGCGUGAGGAGUCGUCAAUGACGGAGGUGCUGGAGGUGGCGCUCCGGUGCACGAGGGCGGCACCGGGGGAGAGGCCGACCGCGCGGCAGGUCUCCGAUCUGCUGCUCCACGUUUCACUCGAUUACUACCGCGCCUGCGAAAAACGUUAGGAUUUCGAAACUGGGGGAUGAAGUUGUCCUAGUAGCUGCUUUUCUAAGUCGUCCUUUUAAGCUAGCUUAAUCUUUUCAUUCAUGAAACUAGGGAAAAAGAGACUUAUUUUUAGGGUUUGAAGUUGAAUCGAGUCAAGAAUGCCCUUCAAAAUUGUAUUUCUUAAGUUC